CCGGGGCGCGCCGGGGCCGGGCGCGCGGGGAGGGGGGCGCAGGAAGCGGGCGAGGCCGGGCGCGGGAGGCGUCGGGACAAAGGCGCGGCCGCCCCGCGCCCCGCGCAGCCCGAGCCGGGGCGCACAGCCGGGGCACAGCCCGCGCCCCCGCCGCGACGGACAUGAUGUUUCCACAAAGCAGGCAUUCGGGCUCCUCGCACCUACCCCAGCAGCUCAAAUUCACCACGUCGGACUCAUGUGACCGCAUCAAAGAUGAGUUCCAGCUGCUGCAGGCACAGUAUCACAGCCUAAAGCUGGAAUGUGACAAGCUGGCCAGCGAGAAGUCGGAAAUGCAGCGCCACUACGUGAUGUACUACGAGAUGUCCUACGGCCUGAAUAUCGAGAUGCACAAGCAGGCCGAAAUCGUGAAGCGGCUGAAUGGGAUUUGCGCCCAGGUCCUGCCCUACCUCUCCCAGGAGCACCAGCAGCAGGUGCUGGGCGCCAUUGAGAGGGCUAAGCAAGUGACCGCCCCUGAGCUGAACUCCAUCAUCAGGCAGCAGCUCCAGGCUCACCAGUUGUCCCAGCUGCAGGCCCUGGCCCUGCCCCUGACGCCCCUGCCCGUGGGGCUGCAGCCGCCGGCACUGCCUGCCGUGAGCGCGGGCACCGGUCUCCUGUCACUGUCGGCGCUGGGCUCGCAGGCCCACCUCUCCAAGGAGGACAAGAACGGACAUGACGGGGACACCCACCAGGACGACGACGGGGAGAAGUCGGAUUAGCAGACGGCCGAGGCCGGGGCGCAGGGAGACAGCCCAGGCAGUGCGUCCGGCUCCAGUGUCCACUCGGGGUCCUCCCCAUCCGUGUGCUGCCCCCUGGCUUUGCUCCUGUACCCCUCACACACA
Ochotona princeps (American pika) is the source of this 878-nucleotide messenger RNA. It is a transcript of the gene TLE5, whose product is annotated as TLE family member 5, transcriptional modulator. Gene Ontology annotation, biological process: regulation of DNA-templated transcription; negative regulation of canonical Wnt signaling pathway. Gene Ontology annotation, molecular function: transcription corepressor activity; protein binding. Gene Ontology annotation, cellular component: transcription regulator complex; nucleus. Lineage: Eukaryota; Metazoa; Chordata; Mammalia; Lagomorpha; Ochotonidae. The transcript has 7 exons. The record is from RefSeq and is a predicted model, not a curated record. Bases 162 to 755 code for a protein of 197 amino acids.